AUGACAGCGCCUGCCGCCUUUCAUACCAGCAGAUUCUGUGCCCGAGUAGCAUCGCGACCUAGCAGCCUCAGUAUAUGGUCGCAAAGGUCAAAGACAGCAAGGAGGCGGCUUUCAACGGCGGGAAAUUACAAGACUCCGAAGCCCUUCAACGAGCCCAACUUACAGUAUGCCCCAUCGUCGGCAGAACGAGAGAAGAUUAUCGCUGCACUGAAGGAGCUGCGACCGAGACUCCCGGUCCAAGUGCCGACGAUACGAAAUGGAGAGGAAGUCACAGCCCAGCCAAGCCAGGCUGGUAUAGAGACAUACAUGCCGUCCGAACAUUCGUCCGUCUUCGCAAAAUAUACCCCUGCAACGGAAUCCGACGUCUCAGCCGCGAUCGAGGCUGCCCUGAAGGCCAAAAAGACAUGGCAAGACAUGCCGUUUGUGGAUCGAGCAGCCAUCUUUUUGCGAGCAGCCGAACUUGUAUCCCGAAAGUACAGAUUCGAGAUCAUGGCAGCGACCAUGCUCGGCCAGGGCAAGAACGCAUGGCAGGCUGAGAUUGACGCCGCCGCAGAGCUAGCAGACUUUUUCCGCUUCAAUGUCUCCUACGCGGAAGAGAUCUAUUCCAGGCAACCUACCUUGAACGAGCGCGGACAAGCAGGCCGGACCGAUUGGCGUCCACUAGAAGGCUUCGUCUACGCCAUUUCGCCCUUCAACUUCACCGCGAUCGGUGGCAACCUGAUCUCAGGGCCGGCCUUGCUCGGGAACGUCGUCCUCUGGAAACCGUCCCCGUCCAACAUCUACUCAAGCUACUUGGUGUACAAGAUUCUGCGCGAGGCAGGCCUUCCUGCCAACGUCAUCCAAUUCAUCGGCGGAGACGCCGAGCUGGUCACCAAAGUGGCACUUGCGCACCCGGCGCUAUCGGCCAUCAAUUUCACAGGCUCCUCAGACGUGUUCCGCAGCCUUUACGGCUCCGUUGCCGACGGCGUGCGGCAAAAGAAGUAUCGUGACUUUCCGCGCCUCGUCGCCGAAACGUCCGGGAAGAACUUCCACCUGAUCCAUCAAUCCGCCGACAUCCCCAACGCCGUCAAGCACACGAUCCGCGCGUCCUUUGAGUACGCCGGCCAGAAGUGCUCGGCCUGCUCACGAAUCUACAUCCCCCAAAGCCGCGCCUCCGAGUUUUUCUCUCAGAUCAAGCACGAGCUGGCUGCCGUCAAGGUCGGCCCGCCUGAGGACUUUGAAAGCUUCACGGGUCCCGUGAUCAACCGCACGGCCUUUGACAAGAUCACCAGCGCCAUCGACGCGGCCAACAAGGAUGCCCAGCUCGACCUGAUCGUCGGCGGCACCUACGAUUCAAGCCAGGGCCUCUACAUCGCCCCGACCAUCUACUCUGCCAAAAAGGUAGAUCACCCGCUCUUCGACCGCGAGCUGUUCGGCCCCGUGCUGGUCGCGUACGUCUAUCCGGACGAGGACUUCGAGCCGCUGCUCUCCAAGAUCGAUCAGCAAGGGGGCGGGUUCGCGCUGACGGGCGCCAUCUUCGCCACGGACAGCCGUGCGAUCCGCCAGGCCGAGGACACUCUGCGCUACGCAGCCGGCAACUUUUACACCAAUUGCAAAACCACCGGCGCCGUCAUUGGGCAGCAGUCCUUUGGCGGGGCGCGGGGCAGUGGCACCAACGACAAGGCAGGUAGUGCGGGUAUGUUGAUGCGCUUCACCGCGCCGAGGACAUUGAAGGAGGAGUAUCAUACGCUGGAUCGUGUGCUGUAUCCCAGUAAUGCGUAG
Cladophialophora carrionii CBS 160.54 is the source of this 1761-nucleotide messenger RNA. Its product is annotated as 1-pyrroline-5-carboxylate dehydrogenase. Gene Ontology annotation, cellular component: mitochondrial matrix. Gene Ontology annotation, molecular function: L-glutamate gamma-semialdehyde dehydrogenase (NAD+) activity. NCBI's taxonomy places the organism in Eukaryota, Fungi, Ascomycota, Eurotiomycetes, Chaetothyriales, Herpotrichiellaceae. Bases 1 to 1761 code for a protein of 586 amino acids. The record is from RefSeq and is a predicted model, not a curated record. The transcript is spliced from 3 exons.